Messenger RNA from Clarias gariepinus (North African catfish), 766 nucleotides. RefSeq lists its product as uncharacterized. The transcript has 5 exons. The record is from RefSeq and is a predicted model, not a curated record. NCBI's taxonomy places the organism in Eukaryota, Metazoa, Chordata, Actinopteri, Siluriformes, Clariidae. The coding region runs from base 79 to 753 and encodes 224 amino acids.
CUCGCCUAAGCUUGAGCGUGGUAACUGAGACAGCUGAAGUGCGAUUGCUGGUUUUAAAAUCUCCUUUCAGUAGGUGCAAUGGCAAAGCGUGUAGCAGUGAUCCUUGCUGGCUGUGGAGUUUAUGAUGGAACUGAGAUCCACGAGGCUUCUGCCAUACUGGUUCACCUUAGUCGGGCUGGUGCCAAGGUCCAGAUGUUUGCCCCUAAUGCUGAGAUGAUGCAUGUUGUAAACCACUGUGAAGGAAAACCUGUGGCAGACAAGCGCAAUGUGAUGCAGGAAAGUGCUCGAAUUGCUCGUGGAGAUAUCACUGACCUGGCCGAGCUAGAUGUAGCUAAUCAUGAUGCAGUCAUAUUUCCAGGAGGCUUUGGAGCAGCUAAGAAUCUCAGUGACUGGGCCAUCAAGGGCAAAGAUUUCUCAGUGAAGCCGCUGGUCGAGAAGGUCAUCGAGAGCUUCCACCAGGCAGGAAAGCCGCUGGGCAUGUGCUGUAUUUCUCCAGUACUUGCCGCAAAGACUCUUGCAGGUUGUGAACUUACUGUGGGCCAUGACACAAAGUGUGAGAAAUGGCCAUAUGCUGACACAGCCAAGACAAUGGUGGAGAUGGGCUCUAAGCAUGUUAAUAAGAAUGUGGGAGAAGUGCAUGUGGAUAAAAAGAAUAAACUAGUAACUUCUUGUGCAUUCAUGUGCAAUGCCCCAUUACAUGAGGUUUAUGAUGGACUGGGGGUCAUGGUAACAGAGGUUCUUAAACUUGCCUGAUUUGGCUAUUUAA